AUGUACCGCCGAAGUCCAACCACAUUUUCGCAGCGUUUACCUGCCAAAGUUCCGGAAAAUGUUAAGUACACCGAGGGCACAACGGAAUCGUCAAAAGCCCGUCCCACUUGCUGGAUGAGACUUUCAGUGAAGCUUUUUACCGAGAAACUCUCAAACGAUCAUCAUAAUACAGAGUCUAGACGAUAUGCUGUUAGUCGUGCAGGAAAUAUUUUGACCUACGUUGGAAAUAAUGAGUGUAGUGUAAGUAUUUUGCAGAGUGGUUAUGGAACGGGUUAG
Messenger RNA from Macrosiphum euphorbiae (potato aphid), 276 nucleotides. Lineage: Eukaryota; Metazoa; Arthropoda; Insecta; Hemiptera; Aphididae. The record is from the annotation of a GenBank genome assembly.